Messenger RNA from Helicoverpa zea (corn earworm), 3935 nucleotides. RefSeq names its product flocculation protein FLO11-like. The record is from RefSeq and is a predicted model, not a curated record. The transcript has 2 exons. Lineage: Eukaryota; Metazoa; Arthropoda; Insecta; Lepidoptera; Noctuidae. The coding region runs from base 1 to 3384 and encodes 1127 amino acids.
AUGAGAUCCGCAUUAAUAUGCGUCUUCUUAGCACUUGUUGUGAGUAUGGAGAUUAUAAUUAUUAAUGAUGAAGAGUUCAAACCUACGCCGAUCCCGCUCAUCGACUGGCCGAGCAACAAACACAACUCGGCCGGGACCCUACAGGAGAUCAUCAAGACUGACGCACCCCCCACGGUGGCAGCUAUUCCCGCGCAUUACUGGGAGGACGCCCUCAGGCAUAGCGUGUACUUAACCCUCGUCAGAGACAAGAUAGACCAAUUAAUAGCAAAAGGAGACUACAUAUCGCCUGACAGCAGACCAGACUUGCAGACGUCAAAAGAAGUCGAUGAUCACGAUCUUUGGGAUAAAAUUAAAACAGCUAAAUUUGACAGGUUAAAGGAAGAGCCAAUUCCACCCGCCGACGUUACUAUAUUGGCAAGAGGUAGAUUGCUUGAAGAUAAGGACGGAUACAGAUUCGUAGAAGAAGAUGCAACACUGAAUAAUUGCAGUAGCAAUAAUUGCACUAAAGGUGUCAAAGCCUUUUGGUCAGUAAAACGAAUGAAACAAGGAGAACCAUCGCCUGGAAAAUACCACUACGAGUUGACAUUUUCAGUAACUUCGCAGACACCAAGAAAAGUGAAAAAACCAUAUGAGAAUCCAGUUAGAACAUUUACUAUUAAAGAGAACACACCCACCGAACCUCCACAAGGUCGUAACUACGAUAAGUCGGCCCACCACAACGAUAAGUCGGCCCACCACAACGAGAGACCCCAACGGGCCAUUUGGGUCCAUAAAAAUAUAAAUCCAUUGACAACUUACCAAAGACGUCCGCAUCAUUCACGAGGCCUAGACCGGUUAUUCUCCUCAUUAUUUUCCGACGAAGACACCUACGAGGAGCCUAUACCAUCGUACAAACCCAAAACUAAAACUUACGUGCCCCAUGCGUUUCCUCAACAUUCUAAAGUAGGGUACGUUGAUGACAGAGAAACGUACCAUCAGAAGAAGAUGAUUCCUUAUCCGAUGACGAAGCACCAACCAUACAGAUACACUCACAAUCCCCUCCCACCUCCCCCAGUGCCGUACGUGCAGCAUCCAUACUAUAACGUAGAUCCUAUAGCGAAUGUUCCAUACGUACCACCGUACUCAGACAAUCGCUUUGUGCCAUCCAAUGCAGUAAAGACCACAAGACCGGCUGUUUUGCCGACACCUAUUACAAAUUAUCCACUCCUGAAAGAAUCCACCGUCGAAGUUUCUGUCAAGACUAAACCGAAUACAACAGACUAUACAACAAAAGAACCAGAGAUUGCAACGAAUUUCAAAUCUAUACAAUUUGUAAAUCAUCAGAAACAAACGCCAGUGAAAAUUAGUUACAUAACUGACCACAUCAGACCUCCAGUAUAUAACGCACCACCGGGGGUUUUCGUUACUAUGGACAAAAAACCUUUUAAACCAAUGCCACCGCUUAAGCUUAAUCACGGAAACAAGCCACAUAAGUCUAUUCUUCCAGAUUUCCGUCCAAGCCCACAAGUUCUUGAUACCCAAUUCUCUGAACAAGAUACGGCAGCUGACACUGCAUUUAGACCAAUUUCAAUGAACUUCACAGAUAUUUCAACCGAAAGUAGUUACGAUUCUGGAAUUCAGAAUAGUAUCAAUAAGAAUAUUCGUAAGCACUUAUCAGGUAAGAAACCGACAAAAAAGCACGAAAAUAUUAAAUACAAUCGCCCACCCACUGUAAUGCCUGAUAUCAUAACAGCUGAAACCCUGCCAAUCGAAGACAACUCCAUGGAAUGGGCUAAUCUCUUAGGAGCUUUUACUAAAACUACCCCGAUGGCAUCACACAAGGACAGGAGUUCUACGGAAAAUAGUGACUCAGUUACUUCUACAACACCUUCAACAACAUCCGCUGCUGAAGACCUUACAGAAGAUGUGAAAGAGAGGGAACAUGAGACUCCAUCGACGAGUACAACAACCACUAGCACAAGCACAACGACGACGACCACUACAGCUAAACCUAAGAAGCGAACACGCCCGCCGCCGAAGUUCAACAAACAAGAUAAAAUCAAAAAGCAUAAACGAAUCACCACUACAACCACAACCACAACUACAGUCAAACCGACACGAAAAUACCAUCCAAAGAAACCAACAUCGACGUCUCAAGCCCAUGAUUUGACGCCUCAAGCAAGUUCUGCAGCAACCAGCGCAGCUAACUCCAUAUGGGAAACAAAAGCACUCAAAGCACCGGCAAAUAGUACAACCACGAGUACUACUACACGACCCACGAUGACCGUCAAACUAACAACAACCAGUACUUCUAGCACUACCAGUACAUCGAGCCCCAGCGUGGACACCGAACAGCCGGUUGUUACUACGCAACCGAAGAGUAAAAACCGUUUCAGACAAUCCACACUGAUGCAAAAAGGCACGUCGGUUAAUCACGACAAAUGGUCAACAAGCACACUCGACAAGAACCGAACGAACUCUGUUUUAUCUAACAAGUAUCCAAGAAGAAAAACGUCUAAAUUCCAAGGAUAUAUUCCUGCGAACAAGCCCAGGAGUCCGGAAGUUGUGAGAAAUAAGGAGGAUCAUAGAGACCACGUCUUUAAUUCCAAUCAUGAAAACCUUAGUAGCACCACUACAGAACAAACACAAGAGGCAGACGAAGAUAUUUUGGUAAAAAGGCCACAAGCUACUACUACUCCAACUUACGAAGACGAUGACAUGAAUGAAGAAUCGUCAGAGUGGCCGCCUGAGGAAGGAGAGGAGGAAACUGAGCCAGCACAAAGAGAUUUCACAAUUGAUGCUCAAGAAUCCAAAGAUGACAAUGAAUACAUUUUCCCAACUGCUAGUAUAGAAAAAGAAUUAACGACCACCGAAUUGACAGUGGUUGCGUCAACUCAUUCAGUUUCAAAGAAUAAGACAAAAUGUCAGAAGAAGAAACAUAAUAACCUAACUACUACUGAAGCAGCGAACAAAUCGUCUAGUGUUGUGGCAACUACCACUGCCAGUAAAACCUCAAGUACCACUACUACAACUUCAAGCCCAACAAUGGACAUAUUAACUGAAUUGUUCGGAGGUUUCACAAUGGAUGAUGCAACAGAAAUACCAGUGCUGUCUACUGCUGCACCAGAACCAGAUCCAAGUCCGAGUCACAAGCACCAACGUUACGUAGACAUGGAUGAUGAUAUUAAAGACUUUCUGCAUUCCCUUGAAAAGAGGCAUGACAAUAACACAAGUCAUAAUAAUUCCGAAGAAGAAUAUGAUGAUGAAACUGACGAUGAAGAUUCUCCGUUCAAUAAUGACGAAGAAAAUUCAGACAGCAGAAACUUAGGUGAAGAAUACUAUGAUGAAACGCAAGAAAGUCAAGAUCGGCCGUUUAGUUUAUUAGAAUUAAUGGCUAUAGAAUAGACUGAAUGUUUUCCUAAUCUGAAUACUCAUACUCAGUGUUGUAGCUUUAAAUGCUGUGUCCGUCAUUGAUCUCUGAGCACUGGCAGUGACCAAUGAAAGCUAUUUAUUGAUUGUUAUCGCAGAUAUAUUGUCAGCAUUCGAUCAGGCGCCGCCUUGUACUUAGUUAUAUGGACAUAAGGUGCUUUCACAUAAAGAUGUCAUGUAGCGGUAUUAAAUGUCUAGACGGUGCUGAUCCAGUACAGAUCUGCGUGUAUGGAAAAACUUUAAAUGUGAAGUUACAAAUAAAUUAGAAAGCAUUUAGCGCCGAACCUAAUUGGAAACUUUUGUUUAUGAAAACCUAUUCAGUACAUAAAAUUUAUAAAUUGAAAAAAGUCAAUGUUUUCAGAAACAAAAGUUUACAAUGCUCCUUAAGGCUUAUGUGACGCCAAGAAAUUCAAAGUACGCUGCACGAUUCCUAUUUUUCUGUGUUACCGGAAUGUAAAUACUUAAGUUCAAUUAAGUUUAAAUUAAGGUAAUAAUAAUAUUUUUGUAUAAUAAAUUAUUAUAAAGAU